GACAGAGUUAUAAACGGAGACCGUUUAUAAGUACCGUGGAUUGUUUCACAUACGCGGUUGUUUGACGAGGGUACAAGGUUGGCCAGUGUUUAAUUAUUAUUGUGUAUGUUUCAGUUGCUUCUCAUGUCUGUUUGUAGUGUUAUGGUGUGAGUUUGAUGCACAUGUGGAAAUUUCUAGUUCAUUUGCAUCGAAUAUUCUUAUGAGUGAGUCAUUUGCACGGUCGACCCUUUGGUAUUGGAAACAAGUAGUUUACAGUUACUAAAGUGGGUUAAUAUGAAGAAUACAUUACCAUUAGAACCAUUAGAACACAGAGGUUUAAGAAAGUCCAUUGUGCUGAGACGACAUACGAUGAUAACAAUACAGCACAUGGGAAAAGUCAAAAUAAAGCCAUGUUUCAGUUUACAGAGGCAACUGGCCAGUGUGCAUCGCACAGGAGGUGCAGUACGGUGGAUGAGCAGAAACAGACCCGCUCCUCUGUUAACGGCUGCUCCUGUUCGUGCCAUCAUAGAUGAACCGAUCAGCAUUAAAGGGCAAUUCCUGCCCCCAUACUCUCCAGUUACAUUUUGUGCACGAUUGCAUUGUGAUGAUGGUGACCUGUGGGAGGCAUUUGCCCAUUAUAAUACUAAAGCUGAUGGCACUGUCAACUUGACCAGGGAUCAUUCAGUCGGGGGUUCAUAUUUAGGCUGUGAGCCAAUGGGACUCUUCUGGGGACUGCAGCCAGCUCCUGGAGGAAGAGAGGGUUUGAGACUGAGGAAAAAAAAUGUUCAAACUCCAUAUGUCAUGCACAUUUCCCUCUGGGAUGGGCAUGUUUCUUCUUGUGAGAGGCAGAGCACUGAGCUGGCUGCUGUAACUGCUGAGCGCUGGUACAUGGCACCAGGCGUAAAGAGGAUAGAGAUUCGCCAAAAUGGAAUUGUAGGGACGUUAUUCUUACCUCCUGGUCCUGGUCCAUUUCCAGCCAUGUUGGAUCUGUGGGGGAUGGGUGGAGGACUGCCAGAGUAUCGCUCAGCCCUGUUUGCAUCCAGAGGUUACGCCAGCUUAUCACUCGCCUACAUCGGGCACAAAGACUUACCUGGCCCACAUAACUCCCUUAAUGUUGGUGAUUUAUAUUUCAAGUCAGCAUUCCAGCUGCUUCAAGGUCUUCCUCAGGUCUGUGCUGACAGAGUUGGGGUCAUCGGUCUUUCUUUUGGAGUCUACCUGGCUCUUCGAAUUGCCACUCAGUGCAGUGUCAAACCAUCGUGUUUGAUUUGCAUCAAUGGGCCAGUAGGAAGCACCGUGAAGCUGCGAAACAAAGACGGCAUGACUGAACCCAAUGACAUUGAUCCAAAAUAUUGGACUUGUGAUCAUCGAGGUUAUGUCGGUUUCAGAGAAGUCUCUUUACCUGCUAAUCUUCACCCAGAGAGCAAAGUCAAGGUGGAAAACAUCAACUGCCCGUUAAUGUACAUAGUGGGAGAAGAUGAUCUUAGUGCUUCAAGCAAGGAGAAUGCAUACCUGAUUGAGGAAGGCCUGAGGGCUGCAGGUAAAUCUCACCUCUUCACUCAACUGUCGUAUCACGGUGCUGGGCACUUGAUUGAACCGCCAUACACACCCAAUUCAAGAGCGUCCCUAUGGAGCGUCAAACCAAAGAAAUUAAUAACUCUAUGGGGAGGUCAUCUCGCACCUCAUGCCGUCGCCCAGGAAGAUGCCUGGAAGAAGAUCCUAGAUUUUGUGGAAAACAAUCUAAGACGGUGAAUCUGUGGCAGUGGGGAGUGUGUUUUAAAUGCUGUUUUUAUCUCCGCAAGAGUUUUACAUGCUUAGAACUGAGGGAGAACAGGGAGAAACGGUCAAUGUACCACAGGGGGGAGCUGGUGGGUCAAAAACAGCUCUUUACAUUAUUUUAAAUACAGCUGCUACACUCAUUUUUAACAAUAAGUGUCAAAACAAUUACUCUUUGGCAGUAGAUUGGACUGAUUACAUAUGUAAGAUCAAAUUGCUGCCAUUGUUGUUUGCCAAUAUGCUGCCUUAGGUCAGAAUGGGAUUGUUUGUUCAAAAAUGCACAUGUUUUUAAUUAGUAUUUGUUGCCACAUUUAACCUGAUACAGCAAACAUUUAAUAAUAAUACCAAAAAAAAAGAUAUAACAACAAUCCAUCAAAACAUUCUCAGAUGUCCCAAUAACUGCGUUUGUUCUUUUUAAUGAGUUACUGGUGCAUAGGGUAAACAACUUCAUUUCUAAUGAGUUGGGAUGAAGAGUUCGUGGCAUGCCGAGGUAACCAUGGAGAUGAGGGUGAUGAACUCUUUGAAGUCAAUCUCCAGGUCUCCGUUCUGAUCGAGGUCAGCAAAGAGCUCAUCCAGAGUGUCAUUCUCUUGGAUUUUCUGUGAUGGGGGGGGGGAAAAAUAAUCUAAUAAAUGUGAAUAAAACAAGACUGAACGUCUUCAGUAAGGCCUUCACGGAAAAGAUGAAUGAAAGUUUUAUUUGCUACAUGUCACUCUUGUAUGAUAUGUAUGAUAUUUUAUGUACAUAUAUAUAUAUAAAUUAUAAAUUCUAUGUUUGACAAUUUUGAUAUGUACAUCAGACCAAUGCAAAUUAAAGUAUAAAGUUACAAA
This is a messenger RNA of Solea senegalensis (Senegalese sole), 2580 nucleotides long. Its product is annotated as bile acid-CoA:amino acid N-acyltransferase-like. The transcript has 12 exons. Gene Ontology annotation, biological process: acyl-CoA metabolic process; fatty acid metabolic process. The record is from RefSeq and is a predicted model, not a curated record. Bases 274 to 1728 code for a protein of 484 amino acids. Lineage: Eukaryota; Metazoa; Chordata; Actinopteri; Pleuronectiformes; Soleidae. Gene Ontology annotation, molecular function: fatty acyl-CoA hydrolase activity.